AUGCGUCUCACGAGCGAGCGUAGCAGGGUAAAGAUGGCGGCGGGCUCGGAUUUGCUGGAUGAUGUUUUCUUCAACACUGAGGUGGACGAGAAAGUAGUUAGUGAUCUAGUUGGAUCUUUGGAGUCUGAGCUCACCGGAUCGGGUCGCGGAAACUCUGCAGUCAGGAUACAGGCUGCCGCAAAUCACAUCGGCAACUCCAAUGUCCAGGACAGCAAAAUGGGACUUUCACAAGAGCUUGCUAAACCAGGUAACGCGUAAAAUAUAGCUUUAGCUGCUGACUCUGGUUAGCAAAUUUUUGUCACCUUAGUUUUUCCUGUUUGCGUAUCUUUUAGCCACACCAUUUGACAAAACUCUUGCUUAUACACAUGUUCAAUUUAUAUAUAUUUGAUAUUUCCCUUUCUCUCAUGUUUCCUCUGCUGUAGGGACUAGCGUCCAAGGGGGUGUCAUUAAUAGUACGAGGUCCACCAUGGAUAUAGCGGCGGGAACGACGGCUGCGGGCUCGAGCAUGACAGCCGGACACAGUCAGAGUAAGACGGGGACAGCCGGUGGUGUGUUAACAGUGGUUCCCGAUCACCGGGAAGGGAUAGGAAAAACUGGAGCGGCUGGUGUUGUACAAACUUUAAAUGGAAGUAACGUUGUAAUAAACUCUCAUAAUUUGGUGAGCUCGGCAAGCAGCACAGUGCCCGCCGUCACGGUUGUCAACAACGGACCAGGCUCCGUGGUCAAAGGAAACGUAAUCUUACCCUCAACUUCCAGCACUGUCAUUCAAACCUCUCUAAUGCACAACGCUGUCACUUCAACUGUAAUAUCGUCUCAGCCGUCUGUUCUAAACAGUGUGCCCACUGUCACGCUCGUGAGGCCGCCUAUGCAAACCCCCGGAACAGUCACAUCGCAGAGCGGGAGAAAUACCUUUCUGACAUCAACUGUCAACGUCGCCCACCCUGCAUGUUCAGGAGCACAAGUCAACAAGUCGGAGACGCCAAAAACGAUCAUACAAACGACAGCACAGGUGACGGGGACGACGACAGCAGCUUUAGGGAAAAGCCCGGUUUUACAAAAUGUAAGGACCUCCAUCCCAUCGACUAUUGCUACCAGUCCUGGUGGGAUAAGGGCGAUCGCGCCUCAGGUGUUGGCCCCAAUACUUCCGCAGCCCCAACAGAAUGCUCCAAACAUCCAAAACAUUCAGCUCCCCCCAGGUAACUUUUCUAUUCUCAGUUGAUAUUGCAUAGCUGAUUCAUUUAAGCAUGUUUUCAUGUGUUACAGUAGCCAAUUAUGUCAGUGAGCCACAGUGAGUGGAGAAGGGAUACAAUGCAUCUUGCUGGCAGCGUUUCAAGGCUCUAUGUGAUGAACAUGAACUUUGUUGCAAAUUUAUGGCUAGCAUUUGUAAACUCAUGUCAGCUACAGUUGUCAUCGCUGUGGCACACAGAUGAGCCUUUUGUUUGUUUAUCAUACAAACUGACCAGUUGCUAUACUGUACUCCAUCCCAGUCUCUUGUGCAUGUGUUUUGCUGUCCAUUGUUCAUGCUCCUCCAGCGCACUGUGACCUGUGGGAACAUUCUAUUGAUUCUGUACUUGUUUUGCCUGUAAAAUCAGAUUAGUGUUGUGCUGUUCCCUGUUGUGAGGUCCUGAUAGCACACGUACAGUUGAAGUCGGAAGUUUACAUACACUUAGGUUGGAGUCAUUAAAACUAGUUUUUCAACCACUCCACAAAUGUCUUGUUAAAAAAACUAUAGUUUUGGUAAGUCGGUUAGGACAUCUACUUUGCGCAUGACACAAGUAAUUUUUCUAUCAAUUGUUUACAGACAGAUUAUUUCACUUAUAAUUCACUGUAUCACAAUUCCAGUGGGUCAGAAGUUUACAUACACUAAAUUGACUGUGUCUUUAAACAGCUUGGAAAAUUCCAGAAAAUGAUGUCAUGCCUUUAGAAGCUUCUGAUAGGCUAAUUGACAUAAUUUGAGUGAAUUGGAGGUAUACCUGUGGAUGUAUUUCAAGGCCUACCUUCAAACUCAGUGCCUCUUUGCUUGACAUCAUGGGAAAAUCAAAAGAAAUCAGCCAAAACCUCAGAAAAGAAAUUGUAGACCUCCACAUGUCUGGUUCAUCCUUGGGAGCAAUUUCCAAACGCCUGAAGGUACCACGUUCAUCUGUACAAACAAUAGUACGCAAGUAUAAACACCAUGGACCACGCAGCCGUCAUACCGCUCAGGAAGGAGACGCGUUCUGUCUCCUAGAGAUGAAUGUACUUUGGUGCGAAUCAAUCCCAGAACAACAGGACCCUGUGAAGAUGCUGGCGGAAACAGGUACAAAAGUAUCUAUAUCCACAGUAAAACAAGUCCUAUAUCGACAUAACUUGAAAGGCCGCUCAGCAAGGAAGAAGCCACUGCUCCAAAACCGCCAUAAAAAAGCCAGACUACGGUUUGCAACUGCACAUGGGGACAAAGAUUGUACUUUUUGGAGAAAUGUCCUCUGGUCUGAUGAAACAAAAAUAGGACUGUUUGGCCAUAUUGACCAUCGUUAUGUUUGGAGGAAAAAGGGGGACGCUUGCAAGCCGAAGAACACCAUCCCAACCGUGAAGCACGGGGGUGGCAGCAUCAUGCUGUGGGGGUGCUUUGCUGCAGGAGGGACUGGUGCACUUCACAAAAUAGAUGGCAUCAUGAGGAAGGAAAAUUAUGUGGAUAUAUUGAAGCAACAUCUCAAAACAUCAGUCAGGAAGUUCAAGCUUGGUCACAAAUGGGUCUUCCAAAUGGACAAUGACCCCAAGCAUACUUCCAAAGUUGUGGCAUAAUGGCUUAAGGACAACAAUGUCAAGGUAUUGGAGUGGCCAUCACAAAGCCCUGACCUCAAUGCUAUAGAACAUUUGUGGUCAGAACUGAAAAAGCGUGUGUGAUCAAGGAGGCCUACAAACCUGACUCAGUUACACCAGCUCUGUCAGGAGGAAUGGGCCAAAAUUCACCAAACUUAUUGUGGGAAGCUUGUGGAAGGCUACCUGACAUGUUUGACCCAAGUUAAAGUGUAUGUAAACUUCUGACCCACUGAGAAUGUGUUGAAAGAAAUAAAAGCUGAAAGAAAUAAUUCUCUCUACUAUUAUUCUGACAUUUCACAUUCUUAAAAUAAAGUGGUGAUCCUAACUGACAUAAGACAGGGAAGUUUUACUAAGAUUAAAUGUCAGGAAUUGUGAAAAACAGAGUUUAAAUGUGUAUGUAAACUUCUGACUUCAACUGUACAUGGACCCACUAUCAAGGGGCACACUGACACUGUAGUGCAUCAUGUAACCUAGUUGCAAGCAUGUGUCAUUUUCUGUUUGAACUGCAUGUCUCACAGUUUCUGUCUAACAAUGCUAUCCACCAUUAAGCGCUCCGCUGAUAGUUGAGUUUUAGUGACAAUUACUUUUUAUUGUAUCACUUUUCUGCUAAGAGUGGCCAUAUAUUUUCUAAGCAAACAACGCUUUAGAAGAUAUUCAAUUGUCACGUAUUUAACGAGUCUGUCUGUUGAUCUAUGACCCCUGUUUGACCCCUCCAUGCCCUCUGCCCUGUGCAGGGAUGGUGUUGGUGCGCAGUGAGAGUGGGCAGCUGUUAAUGAUCCACCAGCAGACCCUGGCCCAGAUGCAGGCUCAAUCCCAGUCCCAGAGCGCCAUGACCCCACGGCCAGCCACCCCCACCAGCACUCCCCCUGUCCAGAUCACCUCUGUACAGGUACACACACACACUGAAACUGUAAAUCAUGUCUCAGCUCCAGGGAUGGAGAGAUCAGUGUGAUUGAAUAAAAACAGGGAUUAAAGAGAGAGAGGUGAACUCCUGGAGCCGUUUGCAACAAUUGGGCGUAAAAAAGUUGUAUUUAAAUGCUAUGUCGGGCAUAGCUACGUCUUUGGGAUCAGAAUUUACACCUGUUGCACCAACCAAAAUAAGACUAGUCCGGCUUAAGUAAUGCGCAUUCAUGAUGAUGGUUGCUAGGCAGCGACAGUGGCAGUUAUAAACUUUGCGAGGCAUGUCCUAUCACUUCGCAAAGCCCACCACUAUGCAUGCAAGUUUUCUUAACCACAACUGGAUGGAUUAUUAUAAAUAAAUAAAAACAUUUUUAGUCAUUUAGCAGACGCUCUUAUCCAGAGCGAUUUACAGUUAGUGAGUGCAUACAUUUUCAUACUGCUCCCCCGUGGGAAUCGAACCCACAACCCUGGCGUUGCAAGCGCCAUGCUCUACCAACUGAGCUACACGGGGGGCUGUAAUCAAUAAUUACUGUGGGAAUGAAUAUCACUGAAUGACUAAAAUAUUGGAAUAAAGUUGGCUAAUGCCAUAGAAGGCAUUUAUCAUAUUGUUGCUUACUGAAACUCCCAAAGUCGUCCAACCGUUUUAAAUACUUUAAAGCAAUAGCUAUAUGUGGUCAACCAUAAUUUCAGCACCUUAAUGAUUGGGACAGUGUUGUCGCGGCACUUUGAGACAAGCGUGGGGACUCCUCUUGAUAAAUCAAUCAAUGUCAGAUUUUUGUUUUCACGGAAUCUCCAUUUGGAUAUUUGGUUACAAUUAGGCUGGGAAAAUGUUUGCCAAAUUGAGUGUUCAUGAUGAUAAUCUUUAGUCUAGUUUGCUCGUCUAACAGUGUUGUCAUAAUAUUUUGUUAUUAUGCUGUGUAGCCGUACAACAGGUGGAUUAUUCUGCUCUUUACUUGUGUAGUAGCCUAGGCUAUUCCCGACUAAAAGCCCUUGACUUGUCUGAUAAUCAAUCAGUAUGAUUUUGUUUCAAUCUCCGUCUGUAUGUUUGGUUAAUAGGUUUCUGUCUGGGCAAAUAAGUGGGGGUGGCAGAUCAUCUAUUCGUUUGCUAAUAUCUGAUCAGACACAUUUAGCGUGCUCUAAUGUAGCAUAAAUCAAGUGUAUUAUGUAGCUAUUGACUUGUGCAUAGGCAACAUGAAAAGCCUGCGUAGGUUGUGAAAUAUGAACACGAGACUCGCAUCAUUUUGAAAAUAUAGAUUGCUGUUAUUUUCUGUGCAUAUCAUGAAUGAAGAUAGUCCCAAUUUAGCGCCCUGCUAGUCGUAGAAUCUACUCCCAGUCGUAGCUCAUACAGUGGGGAAAAAAGUAUUUAGUCAGCCACCAAUUGUGCAAGUUCUCCCACUUAAAAAGAUGAGAGGCCUGUAAUUUUCAUCAUAGGUACACGUCAACUAUGCCAGACAAAAUGAGGAAAAAAAAUCCAGAAAAUCACAUUGUAGGAUUUUUAAUGAAUUUAUUUGCAAAUUAUGGUGGAAAACAAGUAUUUGGUCAAUAACAAAAGUUUCUCAAUACUUUGUUAUAUACCCUUUGUUGGCAAUGACACAGGUCAAACGUUUUCUGUAAGUCUUCUCAAGGUUUUCACACACUAAUGCUGGUAUUUUGGCCCAUUCCUCCAUGCAGAUCUCCUCUAGAGCAGUGAUGUUUUGGGGCUGUCGCUCGGCAACACGGACUUUCAACUCCCUCCAAAGAUUUUCUAUGGGGUUGAGAUCUGGAGACUGGCUAGGCCAUUCCAGAACCUUGAAAUGCUUCUUACGAAGCCACUCCUUCGUUGCCCAGGCGGUGUGUUUGGGAUCAUUGACAUGCUGAAAGACCCAGCCACGUUUCAUCUUCAAUGCCCUUGCUGAUGGAAGGAGGUUUUCACUCAAAAUCUCACGAUACAUGGCCCCAUUCAUUCUUUCCUUUACACGGAUCAGUCGUCCUGGUCCCUUUGCAGAAAAACAGCCCCAAAGCAUGAUGUUUCCACCCCCAUGCUUCACAGUAGGUAUGGUAUUCUUUGGAUGCAACUCAGCAAUCUUUGUCCUCCAAACACGACGAGUUGAGUUUUUUUAUCAAAAAGUUCUAUUUUGGUUUCAUCUGACCAUCUGACAUUCUCCCAAUCCUCUUCUGGAUCAUCCAAAUGCACUCUAGCAAACUUCAGACGGGCCUGGACAUGUACUGGCUUAAGCAGGGGGACACGUCUUGCACUGCAGGAUUUGAGUCCCUGGCGGCGUAGUGUGUUACUGAUGGUAGGCUUUGUUACUUUGGUCCCAGCUCUCUGCAGGUCAUUCACUAGGUCCCCCUGUGUGGUUUGGGAUUUUUGCUCACCGUUCUUGUGAUAAUUUUGACCCCACGGGGUGAGAUCUUGCGUGGAGCCCCAGAUCGAGGGAGAUUAUCAGUGGUCUUGUAUGUCUUCCAUUUCCUAAUAAUUGCUCCCACAGUUGAUUUCUUCAAACCAAGCUGCUUACCUAUUGCAGAUUCAGUCUUCCCAGCCUGGUGCAGGUGUACAAAUUUGUUUCUGGUGUCCUUUGACAGCUCUUUGGUUUUGGCCAUAGUGGAGUUUGGAGUGUGACUGUUUGAGGUUGUGGACAGGUGUCUUUUAUACUGAUAACAAGUUCAAACAGGUGCCAUUAAUACAGGUAACGAGUGGAGGAAUGAGGAGCCUCUUAAAGAAGUUGUUACAGGUCUGUGAGAGCCAGAAAUCUUGAUUGUUUGUAGGUGACCAAAUACUUAUUUUCCACCAUAAUUUGCAAAUAAAUUCAUUAAAAAUCCUACAAUGUGAUUUUCUGGAUUUCUUUUUCUCAAUUUGUCUGUCAUAGUUGACGUGUACCUAUGAUGAAAAUUACAGGCCUCUCUCAUCUUUUUAAGUGGGAGAACUUGCACAAUUGGUGGCUGACUAAAUACUUUUUUUCCCCACUGUAGAAGGCCUACACCCUUCUGGUGCAACAGGUAUAAUUUUUAAGACCAACUGGUGCAACCGGCCCCAGAACCCUUGUCCUUUCCUCUUUCCUGUAGGCUCCAGGGAUGCCCCUCAUGGCCCGUCAGGUGACCCCCACCACCGUCACUAAGCAGGGCUCCCCUGCUCAGAGCACUGUCCAGGCCACCACCACCCUCCAGAGGCCUCCUGUACUACAGCAGGUAGAUACACACCUCAUCCCCCUCUUCUCUCCUCUUUGGGAGUCCCCCCCCUCAGUCUUAUUUCAUCCCCUGCUCACUUUGUCCCAUCUCCUGUAGAACACCAUUAUGCUGGGUGGGGCAGCUGCCACCCCAAGUCAGGCCCCAGUGCAGCCUGGCUCGGCAGCAGCAGCAGUCACCCAGCGAGCAGGGACUCCCGGAACUACUGGGACACCAGGAACUCCCACUACCAUUACGGUGAGACAAUACUCCUCUACUCCCUCCCUCCUGCAUUUAUCUACUCCUAAAUGGUCAUGCAAGGGUUUUUACUCAUGUGUAUGUGUGUAGGAGACCCUGGAGAACGUGAAGAAAUGCAAGAACUUCCUUUCAACGCUGAUCAAGCUGGCAUCCAGCGGGAAGCAGUCGUCUGAGACCACGGCCAGCGUCAAGGACCUGGUCAAGAGCCUGUUGGUACGCCUGUCUGGCCGUCUGUGUCUGUUUCUCUGUCUCUCUCUUGCGCUCGCUCUUACUCUUUUUCUCACUCUGUCUUUCUACAUUGAUGUCUGUGUUUUUCUACCACCGCAGGAGGGUAAGAUUGAAGCGGAGGAGUUCACCAGUCGGUUAUACCGGGAGCUCAACUCCUCUCCUCAGCCAUAUCUUGUGCCUUUCCUCAAGGUGAGACUGAUGUAGCUAGCUAUACACUCGCAACCCAAACAAAUACAAGUGGCCAGAAGAUGCGAUAUAGAUGAGGGAAUGACCUGUGCUCUCCCUCCCCAUCUCCAGAGGAGUCUCCCUGCACUGCGUCAGAUGACCCCAGACUCGACAGCCUUCAUCCAGCAGAGCCAGCUGCCCCAGGCCAGCGCCCAGCCUGCCUCCUCCUCCACGGCCCUGACUUCUGUGGUGCUGGGGGGCACGGCCGCCGCACAGAGACCCCCUCUUAACAGCACCACCAGCCCCGGGGCCAAGGGGACCCUGCACCAGUCCCCUGUCAUCAGCCUGGCCCAGACACCUCACAGCAAGCCUGGCCUGGUAUACUAUAUCCUAAUGAUACUCCACUCAGUGUUUCCCCUAUCGUAUUGGCAGGGGGCCUUGAUGUCUUCGUGUCACAUGAAGUCUGUAUGACUGUAUGUUAUGUUGAAGGAUGACCCCAAGUGUAUCACCUGUUUCACACUACAUGGCAAAGCUGAGCUGCACUGGGCUGGCCUGGUUACCCAUCCACCAUAAUUGCUGGAACCAUGCUAGAAAGGACAAUGUUAAAAAUAAAUACCUGAGCCUGCACAGUAAGGUUCAGGUCUGCUCUAUUAUGUGAAUCAGGCAUACGUCUGUUUUAUACCUCUCUUUCUCUCUCUCGCGCUCUCUGUGUGUGUGUGUAGAUGGUGCCCCAGCAGCAGGGGGCGAUGGCGAGUCCUCAGGUAACUCUGGCCCAGGCGCCCAUGGUUACUCUCCGAGGCCAGCCCCACAGUCGCAUCAUGGGACAGCCGCAGGUGGUCAAACAGCUACAAACAGGUUUGUAUUGUCUGCUUAACUGUGUCAUGCCUUUGUGUUUGAUGUGCGUGUUUGUGUACUUCUACAUGAAAAUGUCAGCUAUUUCUCGAACAAAAAUAUAAUUUAUACAAAGGAUAACAUAACUAAUACCUAUAUCUUAUUUCAGAUUAACCUAGUGCUUUCAUAUACCAUCACUGUAUAAUAUGGCUACUGUGCAGGAUUGGAGCUUUUCUGUGUUAGGUAUUUUUCCACUGGGAGUCUCUGGGGCAAACACGCUCAGUGUGACCAAUGGCAGUGAGCAGUGUCGAUGAUAAAAUGCAUCAGACAGAAGUGUUCUGCCGGCUGCUAUUAGCUAGUGGAGACAGUAGUAAUCUGUGUGUGUGUGGUGUGCUUGUAUUACUGUCCUCCUGGGAACCUGAAAUCCUCAAAAGUCCCCACAAGGAAAAUUCUCCCUCGUGGGGACAUUUCUCAGGUCCCCACGAUGACAAAGGCUACUUAAGGCAUAGGGGUUAGGUUUAGAAUAGGGGUUUGGGGUUAAGGCAGAGGCGUUUUAAAAUUGUUGGGGAACAUUUUUCAUUUUUUAAAAUUCUACUAGCCACCUAGCAAUUUUACGAAGUUGGCUUUAGCUAGCCCAGAUAGGUUACCAAUCUCCCAACCUCAUAACUAGCUACCAAGAAGCCAUUUCAGGCUAUUAAUCAAAUUAGAGUAGCUAGCUUGUCUAACUAUCUCAGCUGGCAUGGCUGCUGGUAAGGUUGGUAGACUUUAGAAAAGCAAGCAAUAACUAAAUGUACUGAAUAAGACUCACAUUCCUUUCUAUCUUUUACCCAGAUUUUAGCAGAGAAGCAUAUACUUAGAUUACCACCAGUCAGUAAGAUACAGACAGCUCAAUAAAAAUGCUUAGAUAUGCAGAAAAAGAAACAAAUUUUUAACAUCGAAUUAAGCAUAAUGAUUAUGGCUCUAGAUUGCAGUUUGAAAAAUGCAAAAUUCUCCAACUUCCACCCCCGAGCCAUCCUUAGAUUUUUGGGGUGCAUGACGCACCUGGGUUAAGGUAAGGGUUAGGGGAAAAUAUCAGUUUGAAUGGAAAUACACUUUAGGUCCCCCACAAGGAUAGUAGAACUGUGUGUGUGUUCGUUCACUGGACUGUAUGGAAACAUCUGUGAAAUGUGUUCUUCCACCAUCUCUCUUCCUCUUGAUCUCAGCUUCUCUCUUCUGCUCACAGCAAAUAUACCAAGAAAAAGUUAAUUAUUUAUUGAUGUGUAAUUAUACAAUAUGAAAGGCUGAGGAGGCUGUGUAAAGGUAGUGUCUGCCUGUUAUCUAACUGUUCCUUUCCUCCCCCGUCUCUCUGUCUCUUUAUCUCAGUUCCUGUAGUGAAACAAGCUCUAGCAUCAGGGGCCAAGGGAACACUGGGGCUCCAGUCUAUGCUCUCUGUUGCACAGAAGAACAAGCUGAAGGAGGCAAGCGGAGGAACCUUCAAGUAAGCUAAGCCACGCACACAUAGACAUGCAUGCACAAAGUGAAAAAGAGUCCUUAUAAACAGUUAUCCUUCUCUUUCUCUCCUUUCCCCUUCUUUCCCUGUCUCCCUCAUCCAGGGAUGAUGAUGACAUUAAUGACGUGGCCUCCAUGGCUGGAGUCAACCUGUCAGAGGAGAGCGCCCGUAUCCUGGCAACCAACUCUGAGCUGGUCGGCGCGGUGACCCGCUCCUGUAAGGACGAGGCCUUCCUCUACACCUCCUCACUAACCCGGAGAGUACAGGAGAUCGGUGAGAUACACGCCACAUACAGUGCAUUCGGAAAGUAUUCGGACCCCUUGACUUUUUCAACAUUUUAUUACGUUACAGCCUUAUUCUAAAAUUGAUUAAAACCUUUUUUUCUCUCAUCAAUCUACACACAAUACCCAAUAAUGACAAAGCAAAAACAGGUUUUUAGAAAUGUUUGCAAAUGUAUAAAUAAAUAAAAUGUAUAAAUAUUACAUUUGCAUAAGUAUUCAGACCCUUCACUCAGGACUUUGUUGAAGCACCUUGGCAGCGAUUACAGCCUAGAGUCUUCUUGGGUAUGACGCUACAAGCUUGGCACUCCUGUAUUUGGGGAGUUUCUCCCAUUCUUCUCUGCAGGUCCUCUCAAGCUGUCAGGUUGGAUGGGGAGCGUCGCUGCACAGCUAUUUUCAGGUCUCCCCAGAGAUGUUCGAUAGGGUUCAAGUCCGGGCUCUGGCUGGGCCACUUAAGGACAUUCAGAGGCUACUCCUGCGUUGUCUUGGCUUUGUGCUUUGGGUCAUUGUUCUGUUGGAAGGUGAAACUUCGUCCCAGUCUGAGGUCCUGAGCGCUCUGGAGCAGGUUUUCAUCAAGGAUCUCUCUGUACUUUGCUCCGUUCAUCUUUCCCUCCAUCCUGACUAGUCUCCCAGUCCCUGCUGCUGAAAAACAUCCCCACAGCAUGAUGCUGCCACCACUGUGCUUCACCGUAGGGAUGGUGCCAGGUUUCCUUCAGACGUGACGCUUGGCAUUCAGGCCAAAGAGUUCAAUCUUGGUUUCAUCAGACCAGAGAAUCUUGUUUCUCAUGGUCUGCGAGUCCUUUAGGUGCCUUUUGGCAAACUCCAAGUGGGCUGUCACGUGCCUUUUACUGAGGAGUGGCUUCCGUCUGGCCACUCUACCAUAAAGGCCUGAUUGGUAGAGUGCUGCAGAGAUGGUUUUCCUUCUGGAAGGUUCUCCCAUCUCCACAGAGGAACUAUGGAGCUCUGUCAGUGUGACCAUCGGCUUCUUGGUCACCUCCCUGACCAAGGCCCUUUCUCCCCCGAUUGCUAAGUUUGGCCGGGCGGCCAGCUCUAGGAAGAGUGUUGGUGGUUCCAAACUUCUUCCAUUUAAGAAUGAUGGGGACCACUGUGUUCUUGGGGACCUUCAAUGCUGCAGAAAUGUUUUGGUACCCUUCCCCAGAUCUGUGCCUCGACACAAUCCUGUCUCGGAGCUCUACGGACAAUUCCUUCGACCUCAUGGCUUGGUUUUUUCUCUGACAUGUACUGUCAACUGUGGGACCUUAUAUAGACAGGUGUGUGCCUUUCCAAAUCAUGUCCAAUCAAUUAAAUGUACCACAGGUGAACUCCAAUUAAGUUAUAAAAACAUCUCAAGGAUGAUCAAUGGAAACAGGAUGCACCUGUGCUCAAUUUUGAGUCUCAUAGCAAAGGGUCUGAAUACUUAUGUAAAUAAGGUAUUUCUAUUUGUUAUUUUUAAUAUAUUUGCUAAAAUGUAUUAUGUCAUUAUGGGGUAUUGUGUGUAGAUUGAUGAGGAUUUGUUAAAAAUGUAAUCCGUUUUAGAAUGAGGCUGUAACGUAACAAAAUGUGGAAAAAGUCAAGGGGUCUGAGUACUUUCCGAAUGCACUGUACACGCACUCAUGCACACACACACAUUCUGUACCUAAAAUCUCUUAACAUCUCCUGUUCCCUUGUGUUGUAACAGGUAGGAGGUUUGGGGUGACUGACCUGGGGCCAGAGGUUAUCAACUACGUUUCCCAUGCUACACAGCAGCGGCUGCAGAACCUGCUGGAGAAAGUGACGGAGGUGGCGCAGCAGAAAAACAUCACCUUCAAGGUGAGAGAACACAGCUUCUGUGGGUGUUGGCGUUGGCGUGAAGGAGGUUCACGAGUUCUUAAAUGAGCUAUUAAAGUUCUAUGUUUUAUUCUGUCUACUGGGUUGUCAUCCUUGUUGUUCCUAGCCUUUCAUCUUCAAAAAGUGCUGAAGGGCCUCCCGAGUGGCGCAGAGGUCUAAGGCACUGCAUCGCAGUGCUAGAGGCGUCACUAAAGACCCGGGUUCUAUCCCAGGCUGUGACCGGGAGACCCAUGAGGCGGCACACAUUUGGCCCAGCAUCGUCCGGGUUAGGGGAGGGUUUGGCCGGCCGGGAUGUCCUUGUCCCAUCGUGCUCUAGCGACUACUUGUGGCAGGCCGGGCGCAUGCACGCUGACUUCGGUCGCCAGCUGUACAGUGUUUCCGUACACAUUGGUGCGGCUGGCUUCCGGGUUAAGCGAGCAGUGUGUCAAGAAGCAGUGCGGCUUGGCAGGGUCGUGUUUCGAAGGAUGCAUUGCUCUCGACCUUCACCUCUCCCGAGUCCGUACGGGAGUUGCAGCGAUGGGACAAGACUGUAACUACCAAUUGGGGAGAAAAAGGGGUAGAAAGUACCGAAAAAGUGCUGAAAUAAAUGUCUGAUGCCCAUGAUAAUAUAUUUUUAAUCAUUAUUUCUCUCUCCACCCCUCUCUCUCUCCUUCAGGAGGAUGAUAAGUAUGAACAGGUGAGUGAUGUGCGAGCCCAGCUGAAGUUCUUUGAACAGCUGGAUCAGAUGGAGAAACAGAGGAAGGAGGAGCAGGAGAGGGAGAUCCUGAUGAAGGCUGCUAAGGUAACUAACUCGCCACCAGAGGCAUUGAUACGCUAACCAUAGAAAUGUGGAGGGGCAACUUCAACCAUAUUACAUAGUGGUUUGUGCCAUCUAGUGGUCAUAUACUGUAAGUGCCAGUAGUGUUGAUCGUGAAUCCGUGCCUCUUUCCUCCCCCAGUCUCGAUCGCGGCAAGAGGACCCAGAGCAGCUUCGGCUCAAACAGAAGGCCAAAGAGGUGAGAGCGAUUGUGUGGCUGUAUACAGAGUGUGUAUAGCAUUAGUGUAUUAUGUUGUAUGCGAAUGAAUUGUAGUGUUUCUCAUACUCUUUGAGUGUCUCAGUCUUCAAGCACAGGAGCGUUGUAUGUGUUAUGCCUGUUCCCUGUGUGUGUUCUAGAUGCAGCAGCAGGAGCUGAAUCAGAUCAGGCAGAAGGAGGCCAACAUGACGGCCCUGGCAGCCAUCGGCCCCAGGAAGAAACGGAAAAUGGACUCCCCUGUCAGCGGAGCCGGGGCUGAGGUAGAGGAUCAUAACCAAACAUAGACCAGUACUCUGGGCUCGAUCGUUGACUAUGUAUUGCGCUUAACAAAGCGAACCAAAUUCUUUGGUUAUUGAAGAUCAACAUGAACUUUCCUUUCUCCGUCUCCCCCUCCCUCCUCCCUCUCUGUAGGGCUCUGGCUCUGGUCCCUCUUCGUCAGGUGGGUCCAGUAGCGGAGGCUCCAGACCUCAGCGCCAGCGCAUCACCAGGGUCAACCUCAGGGACCUGCUCUUCUGUCUGGAGAAUGAAAGGGAAACCAGCAGCUCACACCUGCUCUACAAAGGCUUCCUCAAAUAACACACAGAGACCAGUCUGGCCCAGUAACAAUUCCAGAGAGACAAGACAUUGAGAGAAACCAGUCACUCUGAUGCACCUGACGCAGUCUCCAAUAACCUCCCCAACAGAUAAGAGAAACCAGCCACUCCCAAUAGUACCUCUCUUAUAGGGCCAAAUGGACCAGCUACACUUGAUGGCGGCACCUCCUCUUCUGUGCUCUCCUACAAUCAUGACCUCCUGGGGGAAAGGCAGACCAGCGGCACCUGGAGUAUUAAUAUUCAGCCGAGCCCUACACGCCCUCCUCAAAGAGAGACCAGGUGAGGUGGUGGGACUGACCUCUGACUAGCGCCUCUCACACUUCUGUAGGGACCAGCUACUGGCAACCUGGUCCCCUCCCAUAAACUGCCACCUGGUGCCCUGGAGGGGAAAUUCUCCUAUUUGUGAGGUCUCCUUUGGGUCUGGAAACAUCCUCAUUCACAGUAGGUACAUAGCUUUUGCAUCCUUUAACCUCAUGCAAGAGGCCUAUAUGAUUAGACAUUUAUAAAGGACCCCAGUGAGGAGGACCCUUUUAACACGGUUAACGAACAAAUGUACAAAACUGCAGUAAUAACGUCAAAUCCCUGACGAUACAGAAACUCUGGGCCUUUUGUUGGAACAUUUAUGGCCUAUUUGAUUAGACAUUAUUAAAGGACUAUUGCCUUUUGAGUUUUUUAACGAAAUGUAACAACGUGUUGUGAGUGCGUCAAUCCAAAAUAAGCAAAAUCAGACGCCUUUCGUUGGGGAACUUUUAAUAGUCCCCUAUUGUUAUCAGUAAAUUCUCAUGCUAUUUGCUGGCUUUUUUUUUACGUUUUGAUUACUUUUGCUUUGAGUUGACUUGUUCAAAUAAGUAUUGACAUGUCACACUUCUAGAAAGAUAAUACAUGAACGACGACUCGCUCACACGUAUUAUGUUGAUUGUAACAUCAGGAAAUCGUCCACAGUUUUAGGCUUGUUUAUUCUGUAAAGUAAUCUCUU
Coregonus sp. 'balchen' is the source of this 14497-nucleotide messenger RNA. The record is from the annotation of a GenBank genome assembly. Lineage: Eukaryota; Metazoa; Chordata; Actinopteri; Salmoniformes; Salmonidae.